Strongylocentrotus purpuratus (purple sea urchin) is the source of this 4854-nucleotide messenger RNA. RefSeq names its product 72 kDa type IV collagenase. NCBI's taxonomy places the organism in Eukaryota, Metazoa, Echinodermata, Echinoidea, Camarodonta, Strongylocentrotidae. Gene Ontology annotation, cellular component: extracellular matrix. The transcript has 7 exons. The record is from RefSeq and is a predicted model, not a curated record. The coding region runs from base 2 to 1501 and encodes 499 amino acids. Gene Ontology annotation, biological process: collagen catabolic process; extracellular matrix organization; proteolysis. Gene Ontology annotation, molecular function: metalloendopeptidase activity; zinc ion binding.
CAUGACAAAGUACAAAUACCUCGAGGAUCUGACACCCCCAAAUCAGCUGGUCGCAUCUCAGGGAGACAGACAGCGGUCGUCGGAGACCACGACCACGCCGAGCAAGAAACGGGUGAUGUCGAAGCUAAGCCAACUCCAGCAUUACCUCCGUGUCCCCGUCUCCGGACGCAUCGACGAGGCCACCGUUGAGGCGAUGCAACGACCGCGGUGCGGCCGACCCGAUCCGGACAUUGCUGAGCUGAACGAUCUGGAGAACGAAGACGUGAACGAUGCGGAAGAACAGGCAAAUGUUGGAAGGGGGCGGAGGAAACCGAAAAGACGGCGCCAAAAGCGUUACGCAUUAGCAGGCGACAGGUGGAGUAAGAAACACAUUUCAUACAGAAUCGACAACUAUCCGACCAGCGUUUGGAUCCCUCGGAGGAAAGUCCAGGACUCGAUCGCGAGGGCGCUACAGAUGUGGGGUGACGUCACUCCUCUCGAUUUUCGAAUGCUCGACGAUUGGGACAUCGACGACGAAGACGCAGACAUCUACGUCUCGUUCUCGAAGUACCGUCAUGGCGACCCGUAUCCGUUCGAUGGACCCGACGGCACAAUCGCCCACGCUUAUCUUCCUAAUGGACAAUUCGGCAACCUGGACGGCGACGUCCAUUUCGACGACUCGGAAUUCUUUUCCUACGAUGGCGACUCAGGGUAUAAUCUGUUCAAAGUAGCAGCUCACGAACUUGGACAUAGUCUCGGCCUUGAACAUUCGCAUACCAUGGGUUCGAUCAUGGUUCCCGACUACGCGGGUUUCAAAGGCGACGAUAACGAGUUUAAACUGGGCGAUGACGACAUAAGGGCGAUACAAGUACUAUACGGUGAUCCGAGUAAACCUCGCUACAAAGGCAAUCCAAGGGCGGAAUGCAACAAAGCAUUCGAUGCAACCGCGCUAAUAGACGGGACCUUAUUUUUUUUCAAGGAUCGACGUUUCUGGCGUUUGAAGAGGAAAGGGAAACUCAUAUCGCCCAAGAAAGGAGAAAAGAUCGCACGAAGAUUUUCCAAAAUGCCACAUAAAAUAGAUACCAUCUACCAGCGCAAAGACGGGCAUGUCGUAGCGCUUAAAGGCCAUAUGCUUUGGACUUACAAGGGUAAGACGCUCUUACCGGGCUACCCCCGCUCUGUACGGUCCCGGAACAUGCCGGGUCAUGUGGAUGCCGCCCUGCACUUCAGGGCCUACAACAAGACGUAUUUCUUCCGAGGGCCCUAUGUCUGGCGGUACGAUGAGAAGAGGGAAUACGUGGACGCUGGGUUCCCGACUUUGACGAAGGAGGUCUUUCCCGGGAUACAGACGCCGCUAGAUGCAGCCUUCCAGUUUACUGAUAAAAAUCAUUAUUUCGUCCAACGUAAGAAGUACCAGAAGUACAGCACAGAACACCGCAACGCUGAUCCCGGGUAUCCCAGGUACUUCGGCGAGGACUUCAUCAUGUGCACCACUACGAAAAACAAUAAAAACAGUGAUUGAUAUCACUAUUUUGCGGAUGGAACUAACCCUAUACACUCAAUGGGAAUUGUUGCCAAUACCCGAUUUAUACUGGGUUCAUGCAUUUCUUUGAAACUUGAACACAGAUGAUGCACAUUAAGCAGACAAUCUCCUUGUUCCCAGUCCUUCCCUUUCCUUCCCUUCUCAUCCUAACUAUAUAGGAUUGUUUGUGCGAGCUCUUCCUCUUUUCUCCUUCUUUAAAAAAAUAUUAAACUCACUUCUCGAUCAAUAUAGGGCCAAGAGCUAUGUUUGAUCCCGUCUUUAAUCUUGCGGAAAACAGGCAUGCCUUCAUUCAUCCACCCUGAGGACACGGUCUGUAUAUUAAAAAAAAGAGUCGUCCAAACGAUGCACUUUUCCUCAAUUCAACCCUACCAUAAUUCAUUUUUUUUCUGGUACGAGGGGAAAGAGUUUCCUAAACAGUAAACAGGUAAAUCUUUUUUUUCUUCAUGCAAACAAAAGGUUUAUUUCUUUCCUUAGACCUUCCUCUCCGUCCGCGUUUAUAAUAUCUUCGUCACUACUUUUCAUCUAUACAGCCCACACAAAGUUGGGCUGAACUUCAGAAUGUUUUCUCAGGGGCACCGCUUGAAUACAACCCUUCCCUGAUAUAAAAUUUAUGCAGGCAACUUUUGGUAACCGGGAAAAUGUGAGCAGUGUUAUUCCUCUUUUCGGGCUCAUUCCUCUUUUCUGGCUCAUUCCGAAAUUGUCGGCUUGUAGUUUGAAAGAAAAAAAUCUCCAACGUCCCCCCCCCCCCCUCCCAUUCAACAUUUUCUAGCGACGACCUUGUACUGCCUCUACCGUAUAGAUCCCACGCACCAUGAUUAUGAUACCAAAAUCCUACAAAAUUCCCCAACGAUUUCAGAGGUUCACGUGAACUUUCCAAAUUAUGAUAUCUUUGAAUUCAGCCGAGAGUUUUCUUUGAAGACGUCAUUAGAGCGCUGCACCCUCGCCCCCCAUGACCCAUCACGCACAAUUCAAACAGACAAGAUUUUAUAUUGCAAUGGAGACUCUGCUUGUGAUAAUAAGGCAGUGGCUAAGACGAAAUUUUCAGAGGGGGCAGGUUUUACUGUGAGAGGUGCUGACAAGCCCCCUCCCCCACCCCCUUCCACCAUAGAUGUGUCACUUUUCAGACGCUUCAUUUCGUAAAAGUAAAUCAGUAAUCAUGCAUCCUCAUAAUAAUAAUAGGCUAGAAAUCCAAGAUCAAAAUAAUGGAAUCCCCACUAAAAGGAGUUUUAAAGGCCGUCUGUACUAGUGUGGACAGGAGGGAUUAGACCACCCAGCGAGGUCACUGACAGGUGGCUCUCUCAUCAACUCAGCUCUCAAUUAGCAUAAAAAAGAGGAUCAUGGGGACCAACAUGCACCGAUUAGGGAGCAAAUAUAGCUACAAGUAUAGUACGCUUUAAAAGAAAACCCACCUGGAUAUGAUAUUUAUACAAACAUAAUGAAUUUCACACGAUGGAUUCACGAUUUGAAAUCCAAUUUUCUUGUUUUGAAUAUGUAUAUUUUCCUGUUAUACGUUAUCAAAGAAGAGUGUGUGACUAGACUUGGGCAUUAUCAAGUUUGGUACAUGUAUUACCAUUUAUUAUGACUGAGUAACUUAAACACAAAAAAGCCUCAAAUUGUCAUGUUAUCGGAGAGUUCUUGAAAUAUAGAUUUGUGUGGUUUAAUAUUUUGUAUGAAUCUAGACCACUUUGACACAUGCACAGAAGAAACGGAUACGUAUGGGAAAUAAUUACUGGCUCGAGAUUUUACAUUUAAAGGAAACUUCACCCCAUGGGAAAUAAUUUUAGUAGUUUUGAGAGAUGUAUUGUAUUCUUGCCCAUUAGAAUAAUGUACAUUUUCUCAGCAUGACGUGGGCAUCGCUAUAAUUAUGUUCUUGAUAACGUGACAUACUAUGCGGAGUCGUUUAUCAUGUAAAAAUAUAAGUAAUUUUUUUAUUUAAGGAUGCUUCUUUCCCAGGUGAGUGUGGUGAUUCUUUGUACUACAAUAAUUAUUGUGAGAACGCAACAUUGAAUUAUUAAGUUGCUGCUCUUCUAGGGUGUUGGUAUAAAUGAAAUAAAUUAAUCAACUGCUAUAAUUAUUUUAGUAUUUUCAAUCAAAUAGGCUAGACGAGUUGCAAUUGUUUCCCCUGUCACAUAUUUUUGACCAACUAUAAUUUUUCACCUUCUCGGCUAUGAUUUUCCCUCAAUGAAAAGACAAGGUUUUGUUAUUGAAUUAAAAGAUAUUGCCAACUAAAGUUUGCCAACAUGUUCAAAUUCGCCUGUAUAAUAUUAAGAUACGUCACAUUAUCACGAAAAUGCCUGCGCCAAUUUGAUGCUAAAAGGCAUUACGUCAUUAGUAAUCUUCAUUUACAUACCUCUUGUACACUUUAUUAAGGAAAAAUGGUAUACUAAAGGACAGUAAUACAUCUCAUUUUUCAGAAAACCUACAUGUACACUGUCUUAUUAUUCGGGGUGAGGUUUCCUUUUAGUUCAUGAGGAGAAAUUGUUAAUUUCCUUGCAUGAUGACAAUGAAGAGGGUAGCGAGGCUAUAAUAGCCAAUCAUAUUUAAGUAUGAAGACUGAGAACAACGAAAUCAAUUACUUUUAUGAUCAUUUUUAAAUUGUGUAAAUAUUGUAUCAAAUAGAAAAAAAAUUACAGUGUACUAUUGUACCUUGCUUUGUUAUAGAGUUAAGUUUGGAGAGCAAGAACAAAACAACGUGUUUUUUUUAUUACCAGUAUUCUUGUUAAAAUUACUGUAAUAGUUAGUACUUUGUGUAGUUAAUUAGAGUUGGUUGUUAGUAAAUGUUAGUUAGUUGGUAGCACUGUGCCGUAGAUUCGUCGAUUUCAAUGUCUAGAUUAGUAAGAGGUGUAAGAAGCAUUGUCACGAAUUUCUAAAAUUUCGAAAUAUUAUAUAAUGUAGAAUUAACGAAACCGAUGAGUAUAUUUCUGAAAUCUCAUUUACAAUGUAAUUAAAAUGAACAUCAUAUUAUGUUACAUAAUAAUCAUGGUACAGCAUAGUGUCUCACUGUUUGAAAUAGAGCAUUGUACCCAUCGAAUAACAUUACUCUAUAUUUGUAACAAAAUACCUUCUUAUCUAUUUCCAGUUAAUUUGUAACUAUGCUGCAUAUUGACACAAUUAUUCAUAAAAUAAUCACUCGAUUAAUUUUCUUCCUUCUUCAUUUCUUCAGUCUUCCACUUUUAACCCUUUUGUCAUAUUGUGUGGUUCACUAUAAAAAAUAUCAAAUUGAAUUUAUAAAACAUGUACCGGUAUUGUAAAGUAUGUUUAGUUACCUUUAUGAAAGGUCUCAGACGUGAUGAUAUAUCCUUGCUUAAUAAAAUGUUGAUUUUUCUUCUGUA